UGAAUGAAUGAACAUUGCACAGUUUACUACCAAUACCUCUAUAGAGCGGUUACACUCCGAGCUUCGCUGUCGACCGGACAAGAUAGGUCGAUAGUCCGUCUGGAUGCGAUGUUAAGUGUUUAAAAUUUAUGGCUAAAAGAGUUUUAAUGUUAUUUGUUUAUUUGAUUGAACACUAAUUCCUCGUUUAUUGUAACACAAACGACUGAAACAUUCUGACACCAGGAUUUAUUAAAAAAAAACUCAGGUCUACAAUAUGCUCGGACGUGUUUAAAAUAGUUUAGUGUUCAUUGAUUGAAUUAUUUUAAAGUUUAAAUAAGCAUUGCAUAUAAAGGCUAAGACGUUUAAUAGCAUGGAGUCAAUUAACUCUGCGGAUACAAAGACAAGGGGCAACAACAAUAACACAGGCAAUGGAACUGCGUCGCCGAAAUAUAAGUUGAUAUAUUUCGACCUUCGGGGACGGGGCGAAAUACCGCGGCUACUUUUUACAGCGGCAGGAGUGGACUUUGUCGAUGAGCGGAUUGAUGACCAAGAAAAAUGGUUCAAAGUGCUGAAAGCAAAGAUGCCACAGCGUGCUCUGCCAGUACUGGAGGUUGAUGGGAAGAAGCUGUCACAGAGCCUGACCAUAUGUAGAUACCUCGCCAGAGAAUUUGGUUUGAUUGGCAAAUCCAGCUGGGAGCAAGCACGUGCCGAGGAGGUAAUGGACACAAUGGAUGACUUGAGGGGCGAAGUGGCUAAGUGGAUACACGAACAGGAUCAGUGCAAAAAGGCAGAAAUUGAAGAAAGAUUAAAAGAUGAAAUAUAUCCAAAGUUCACAAAUAUUCUAGACACAAUCCUGAAGGAAAACGUCGAAAACAACAACAGGAGUGGAUACUUUGUGGGAGACAAUCUGUCAGUUGCGGAUCUCAGCGUCUUUGAGACCUUCACUUUUCCUCUGACCAUUCACCCUGGAAUCCUUGACGACCACCCGGAGUUGUUGGACCAUCGUGAGCGUAUCCAAACACAUGCACUAUUGGCUGACUACAUAACGAACCGACCUCCUAGACCAGUUUGAUAUGCAACACGCCUUUGACUGGGACAUUUGUGGUUACUGUAAUCAUAUGUUUACAUUGCGGUCUUAUAUGUUGUGAUAUGUUUAUGUUUCAUUAAAGAUGCAUUUGCAUGCGUCGUUUUCAUUCAUCAGAAACAAAAACACGCACAUGGCAGUGUUAUCAAGGAGUCCAAUAAAAGAGAGGAACGUUAUGUCAGGCUACAAACAUAUGUUUAUAAUCCUCAAAUUAAAAUGAGCAUUGUGAUAAUGAACCUUGCAUCCUAUAUCUUAAAGUUUAAUUUAGCCUGAGCGGUUUUCUUGCUGUUGUCAUACGAUUUGUAAUAUAGAUGAUACCAAAUGUAGAUCUUUUUCGAUUGGUGGGUUUAGUUCAAUUGUUAGAGAUGCCUUCCACGAUGUAGAAGGAAGUAUCCUUAUGCAUCAUGCAUUGUUUAGUUCUAUAGACAUACUGUACAUUUCAGUAAUGAACGGACUGCAUUUCUUUUUUGAGAAUCGACUUACAUUACCUAGGGUAAUGGGAGUUGUUUUGAAUUAUCUACCUCUAUAUAAAUGUAACAUUUGUAUUUUUAUUUUGUUAUGUGUACAUGUUGUGUAUGAAUAUAUACCAUUUUUAAAUAUUAUUUAGUCACAACUGUCAUUUUGUGCGGAAACAACAUGUUGCGGAUAUUUAUGAUUUAUCGUUGUCUGUUACAGUGUAUGGUUUGCAGCUUCUAAUAACGUUUUUGUAUGUUUUAUCCCAUCAUCAUAUUGGCAUUGUCGAAAUAAACCUACGAAAAACACA
Dreissena polymorpha is the source of this 1826-nucleotide messenger RNA. RefSeq names its product probable glutathione S-transferase 9. The record is from RefSeq and is a predicted model, not a curated record. Gene Ontology annotation, molecular function: glutathione transferase activity. Gene Ontology annotation, biological process: glutathione metabolic process. The transcript has 5 exons. NCBI's taxonomy places the organism in Eukaryota, Metazoa, Mollusca, Bivalvia, Myida, Dreissenidae. Bases 350 to 1051 code for a protein of 233 amino acids.